CUGGUCAAUCUAUCCCGAGUACUUCCAUUGUUGUCUUGUGCAAACAAAACGAGAUCUUGUUCGAGAAUAAACAUGUCUUCUGAAAGGCUACCACCAGUUACAGAAUGGCCUGACUAUAGCAGCCAGCCACUAGGCGCGAACCCCAUGGAGCAGGACAUUAAUGCGCCCUACAACAAGGGCGACCUCUGUUGGCUCCUCGUGUCCACAUGUCUCUGCUGGCAGAUCACCCCAGCCAUCGGCUUCCUCUACGCCGGCAUGCACCGUCGCAAGUCCGCCUUGACCAUGGUCUUCCAGUCACUCUUCUGCGCCUGCGCCGUAGGCAUCCAGUACUGGCUGUACGGAUACUCCCUCUACAUGUCACACACCUCGAACUCCAUCCUCGGCAAUCUCACAAAGGGCGUGCUGUACAAUGUGUUGGCGUAUCCCAGCCUGGCCAACAGCGACGUGCCUGACAUUCUCUACGCAACGUUUGGCGUGACGUUCGUCACAGCCACAGCCAUGAUUCUGGCUGGUGCUAUGCUGGAAAGGGGUCGAUUGAUGCCGAGCAUGUUGUUCCUACUGUGCUGGACGACGUUUGUCUACUACUUCCUUGCAUACUGGGAGUGGAAUCCCUCCGGCUGGCUCGCCAAGCUCGGCGUCCUCGACUUCGCAGGCUCUGGACCCGUCCACAUUGCCAGUGGCUUCGGCGCGCUGGCCUGGGCGUGCAUGCUCGGCAAGCGCAGGGACCCAUUGGGGGAGAGCCAGCAUCCUCGCAUCCCGCACUUCCGGGGCCAUAACCCAUUUCUCGUCGGUAUCGGCACCGUCUUCAUCUGGUUCGGCUGGCUGGCCUUCAACGGCGCGAGCACGGCCAACCUGUCGAUCCGCAGCAUCUAUGCCGUGCUCAAUACCAACUUCGCCGCCUGCGGUGGGGGCGUCACAUGGUCUUGCAUUGAAUACCUGCACACCAGAAAGUUCAGCAUCGUUGGCUUCUGCUCAGGUAUCAUCAGCGGUCUGGUCGGGAUCACCGCCGCCGCUGGUUUCGUUCCGGUCUAUACAUCCUGCCUUAUCGGCAGCGUUACUUCCGUGGCAUGCUUCUACACGAACAAGUACAAGUAUCUAAUCGCCAUCGACGAGGGUCUCGACAUAUGGGCCAUCCACGGCAUGGGUGGCGUGGUGGGCGAUGUCCUCACGGGCUUCUUCGCAGCCGACUUUGUCCCAGCUCUGGAUGGCGUUUCGACUGGGAGCCCUGGUGGCUGGUGGAACCUUCACUGGGCGCAGAUGGGAUACCAGCUGGCUGCUGCCCUGACCUGUGCCGCGUGGAGUUUUGGCGUGAGCUGCCUGCUGCUGUUCAUUAUCGACAAGAUCCCAGGCCUGCAUAUUCGCGCCUCCGAGGAAGACGAGUUGAUGGGACUAGACCAGAAGUACUUCUCUGAUUAUGACAUGGAGAUGUAUGGCAUGGGCCAGUAUGGUGCGAGCAUUGAGGGGAUGCGAGAGCAUCGUGCCAGUAACACGGCGGGAGGCUCUGACAGGGCGUCAGACAGUGCGACGCCGUCGAAAAGGGACUGAGAAUGAGAUGGAGCCUGGGCGCAUGGAUCUUUUCUCUGAAUAGUAUGUACGUGCUUGAUAAUCAGAUAUGCAUGCAGAUGCAUGGUGCAUGUAAGCUUACCUGGAGCGUUUUCCUAAUGUGGUAAUUCGAGGACGUUCACCUGCGAGUGUGGUGCAGUGAAUGGUACACCCAGUCAAAAGUUGGCGUGUCGGAGUUUCAUAUGACUGCUAUCAAGUUGCGGAGUUUGAUUAAUCAUACUAUGAGCGAGGAGCAAUAAAGCUUGACAAGUCUCAGCUGUUGAAAUAGUAUAAGAAUGAAGAUGUCCGUCUUUUAGACUUUCAGAAAUCACCU
This is a messenger RNA of Emericellopsis atlantica, 1876 nucleotides long. RefSeq names its product ammonium transporter AmtB-like domain-containing protein. The record is from RefSeq and is a predicted model, not a curated record. Gene Ontology annotation, biological process: ammonium transmembrane transport. The transcript is spliced from 3 exons. Gene Ontology annotation, molecular function: ammonium channel activity. Lineage: Eukaryota; Fungi; Ascomycota; Sordariomycetes; Hypocreales; Bionectriaceae. Gene Ontology annotation, cellular component: plasma membrane. Bases 73 to 1545 code for a protein of 490 amino acids.